Arachis duranensis is the source of this 1534-nucleotide messenger RNA. RefSeq names its product protein DJ-1 homolog D-like. NCBI's taxonomy places the organism in Eukaryota, Viridiplantae, Streptophyta, Magnoliopsida, Fabales, Fabaceae. Bases 156 to 1319 code for a protein of 387 amino acids. The record is from RefSeq and is a predicted model, not a curated record. The transcript is spliced from 5 exons.
GAUAAUAAAAGAACAGAGGACCAUAAAAGCACCAUUCUUUGUACUAAUUCUUAUCAGUUGUACUAAUUCUUUUGGCUUUAUGUGAUUGUGUUUGUUACGGACAACCUUGGAUCAACAAAAGCACCAUUCUCUGAUUCUGAUUCCCUGCAACUUCAAUGGCUUCCAAAAGGGUUCUUCUAAUUGCUGGUGAGUUUGCUGAGGACUAUGAGGCCAUGGUUCCAUUUCAAGCACUGCAAGGCUAUGGUGUCGCCGUCGACGCCGUUUGUCCCGGACGGAAGGCCGGUGAUUUCUGUGUAACCGCCACUGAACAGAUGGCUGGUCAUCAGACUUACUCAGAAACACGCGGUCACAAUUUCACUCUGAAUGCAACAUUUGAUGAGGUUGAAGGCUCAAACUAUGAUGCAUUGGUGUUACCUGGUGGCAGAGCACCAGAGUAUCUUACUCAGAAUGUGCGCGUGGUGGAGUUGGUGAGGGAGUUCAGCACUUCAGGGAAGCCUAUUGCUACCUAUUGUCACAGUCAGGUGCUUCUUGCAGCCGCCAACGCGCUCAAGAACCGCCAGAUCACUGCAUAUGCUCCUGUUGGACCUACAUUGAUAGCUGCUGGUGCUAAUUGGGUUGAACCUCAAAGCUUGGAAUCAUUUGUGGUGGAUGGUAAUAUCAUUUCUUCUGUUUGUUAUCUUGCACAUGCACAAAGCAUUCAUCAUUUGGUUAAGGCUAUGGGAGGGACUAUAACUGCUACCGCCAAGAGAAUCCUCCUUCUUUGUGGGGAUUACAUGGAAGAUUAUGAAGUGAUGGUUCCCUUUGAAGCCCUUAGAGCUUUAGGAUGCCAUGUUGAUGCUGUUUGUCCCAAGAAGAAAUCUGGUGACACCUGCCCAACUGCUAUUCAUGAUUUCGAAGGUUAUCAACAUUUCAUUGAGAAGCCAGGGCAUGACUUUGUUCUGAAUGCUACCUUCGGCGACGUGGAUGCUUCCGGCUACGACGCGCUUGUCAUUCCCGGAGGUAGAGCCGCCGAGUAUUUGGCCUUGAAUGAGACUAUCAUCUCUUGGGUGAAGCAUUUUGUUGAAAGCAAUAAGCCAAUUGCUGCAAUCAGCUAUGGACAACAGAUUUUGGUUGCUGCUAAUGUCCUCAAGGGAAGGAAAGUAACUGCAUACCCUGCAAUGAAGCUUAAUAUGGUAUUAGCAGGAGCAACAUGGAUUGAACCAAAUCCCAUUACACUUUGCAUCACUGAUGGAAACUUAAUUACUGGUGCUUCAUGGCUAAGUCACCCUCACUUCAUUUCUCACCUCAUGGCAUUACUUGGUAUUAGUGUUUCUUUCUAGUUUAGUAGUUUGCAACGGAAUCUAUAAUAAUAAAGUAUUCUUGCAUGUUAGCCAAAUGAGCCUUAGCUCAAGUGCCAUUAGGUCCUCCACUAUAUGUAACCAAAUAAAAAGAGAAAAUAAAAAUGCUUUUUAUACAUUUCUGUGUGCAAUUUCUUUUUCCCACUAAUGGAAUAUGAGAAAUGAUUUUUCGUUCACCAAGUUUUCGUAUGAAGAGU